Melozone crissalis (California towhee) is the source of this 7331-nucleotide messenger RNA. RefSeq names its product protein tyrosine phosphatase receptor type D (gene PTPRD). Gene Ontology annotation, biological process: protein dephosphorylation. The record is from RefSeq and is a predicted model, not a curated record. NCBI's taxonomy places the organism in Eukaryota, Metazoa, Chordata, Aves, Passeriformes, Passerellidae. Bases 707 to 6475 code for a protein of 1922 amino acids. Gene Ontology annotation, molecular function: protein binding; protein tyrosine phosphatase activity. The transcript has 46 exons.
CGCUCCCUCUCUCCUCCCUCUCGUCGCUCUUUUCCUCCCUCCCUCUCUCUCUGCCGGCCUCAUCGGAGAGAGUUGCAGUUCCUUCUGGGCCUGUGUGGACUAGGGGCACAACGCGGCGCCUGACUGGCAGGAGGGGAAAGCGGAGACUCCUUCAGGUUUCCAAAGAGGUCCGAGUGGACAGCAUUAGGAAAUCUUGAAGAGUCUUACACUUUUAAUCCUCCAGUCCUUAACUGUGCUAUGAGGACAUUCUGGUGAGGGGGUGGGAGUAAAAAACAACUGUUUUCCUCACCAUUUACAACCAGUUAAGAAUUUGACUGACAGAAUGUUGGCACCAGCUGUGGCAGAACUGAUCAGCCUCAACUCCAAAUCUCUAUCCUGAGACAAAACAACAGGAUGUGCCUUGGAGAAGAAUCUCAGGAUAGAGUUGUUUUGAUUGUGUUCCAAACCUGCAAGCUCAGGUGAAUCUCUUUGCUCUUCUUCAUACAACAGAACAGUGUCGCAGUAUUUCCCUAAAGCCUUCUUCUCUAGGAAUCUUUAAAUCAAAAUCCACAUUCGUGAGUUGGAAUUCACAAAGUUGAGGUGAGGAACUCAGUGGACAGCAGAAAAAUCUACAAAAGUGCAAAGCUCUGAAAAUACUUCAUCUGACAUUUCAGACUGGACAGACUCGCAGUGGCUUCUAAGCCAGUGAGAACAAGGCUGCCAAAGCAUGCUGGUGCCAAGCUGUCGGAUGAUGCACGUAGUCAGGCCAGUGGUGGUGCUCCUGUGCUUGCUGCUCUGUGCUGAUGCUGAAACACCACCAAAGUUUACAAGAACUCCCGUUGACCAGACAGGAGUUUCAGGAGGAGUUGCCUCAUUCAUCUGUCAAGCCACAGGAGAUCCAAGACCUAAAAUUGUCUGGAACAAAAAAGGAAAGAAAGUCAGCAAUCAGAGAUUUGAGGUAAUAGAGUUUGAUGAUGGAUCUGGAUCAGUUCUCAGAAUACAGCCACUGCGCACACCCCGAGAUGAAGCUAUUUAUGAGUGUGUGGCUUCCAACAGUGUUGGCGAAAUAAGUGUGUCCACGAGACUCACUGUUUUACGCGAGGAUCAAAUUCCUCGAGGUUUUCCAACCAUUGAUAUGGGCCCACAGCUGAAGGUGGUUGAACGAACUCGUACAGCUACCAUGUUGUGUGCAGCCAGUGGCAAUCCUGAUCCUGAAAUAACUUGGUUCAAAGAUUUCUUACCUGUUGACACAAGCAACAACAAUGGCCGCAUCAAGCAGCUACGCUCAGAAUCUAUUGGUGGUACACCAAUAAGAGGUGCCCUCCAAAUUGAACUGAGUGAAGAAUCUGACCAAGGCAAAUAUGAGUGUGUUGCAACCAACAGUGCGGGUACACGCUAUUCUGCCCCUGCCAAUCUAUAUGUCAGAGAGCUGCGAGAAGUUCGAAGGGUCCCACCGAGGUUCUCUAUACCCCCAACAAAUCAUGAGAUCAUGCCUGGCGGGAGUGUAAAUAUCACCUGUGUUGCGGUGGGAUCACCAAUGCCAUAUGUGAAAUGGAUGCUAGGAGCAGAAGAUUUGACACCUGAGGAUGAUAUGCCUAUAGGGAGAAACGUCCUUGAGCUUAAUGAUGUCAGACAGUCUGCAAACUAUACUUGCGUUGCUAUGUCUACCCUUGGUGUUAUAGAAGCAAUAGCGCAGAUAACUGUCAAAGCCUUACCCAAACCUCCUGGAACACCUGUGGUGACAGAAAGCACAGCAACUAGCAUAACGUUGACUUGGGAUUCUGGAAACCCUGAGCCAGUUUCGUACUACAUAAUCCAACACAAACCCAAAAACUCAGAGGAGCCAUAUAAAGAAAUUGAUGGGGUGGCCACAACACGUUACAGCGUGGCUGGCCUAAGCCCAUAUUCAGAGUACGAAUUUCGGGUAGUUGCUGUAAAUAACAUUGGGCGAGGGCCCCCCAGCGAGCCGGUGUCAACAAGGACUUCAGAGCAAGCACCUUCAAGUGCUCCACGCAGUGUACAGGCCCGUAUGCUGAGCUCCACCACCAUUCUGGUACAGUGGGAAGAGCCCGAGGAACCUAAUGGGCAAAUUCAAGGUUACAGAGUUUAUUACACCAUGGACCCCACUCAACAUGUCAACAGUUGGAUGAAGCACAAUGUGGCUGACAGCCAUAUUACCACUAUUGGGAAUCUGGUACCCCAGAAAACAUACUCUGUGAAGGUUCUUGCUUUUACUUCUGUUGGGGAUGGACCACUUUCUAGUGACAUUCAAGUCAUCACUCAAACAGGAGUACCUGGUCAACCAUUGAACUUCAAAGCAGAACCUGAGUCUGAAACGAGCAUACUGCUUUCCUGGACACCUCCACGGUCUGAUACCAUUUCCAGCUAUGAACUGGUUUACAAAGAUGGAGAGCAUGGGGAGGAACAACGGGUUUCCACUGAACCUACUACAUCGUAUCGCCUGCAAGGCUUAAGGCCAAACAGCCUGUACUUGUUCCGCCUAGCUGCACGGUCUCCUCAAGGCCUGGGUGCCUCAACAGCAGAAAUCUCAGCCAGAACCAUGCAGUCAAAGCCAUCAGCUCCUCCUCAAGACAUUAGUUGCACAAGCCCCAGCUCCACUAGCAUUUUGGUAAGUUGGAAACCUCCGCCGGUGGAAAAACAGAACGGCAUUAUCACUGCAUAUUCCAUCAAGUACAUUGGAAUUGAUGGAGAAGAUGUCAAGCCCCAUGAAAUUUUGGGAAUUUCCUCGGACAGUACCCAGUACCUUUUGGAACAGCUGGAAAAGUGGACUGAGUACCGGAUCUCUGUGACUGCUCACACUGAUGUUGGACCUGGCCCAGAGAGCUUAGCUGUAUUGAUUCGGACAGAUGAAGAUGUUCCUAGUGGUCCUCCUCGCAAAGUCGAGGUGGAGGCUGUCAACUCCACUGCUGUUAAAGUGUCGUGGCGCUCGCCUGUGCCCAAUAAGCAGCACGGCCAGAUACGAGGCUACCAGGUGCACUACGUGAGGAUGGAGAACGGAGAGCCAAAGGGCCAGCCCAUGCUGAAGGACAUCAUGCUGGCGGAUGCACAGUGGGAAUAUGAUGAUACUACUGAACAUGAAAUGAUAAUUUCUGGGCUUCAGCCUGAAACCACAUACUCUUUCACUGUGACAGCCUAUACAACUAAAGGUGACGGAGCACGCAGCAAACCCAAACUUGUAUCUACUACUGGUGCAGUUCCAGGCAAACCUCGGCUUGUGAUAAGCCACACACAGAUGAACACGGCUCUAAUUCAGUGGCAUCCUCCAGUGGAAACUUUUGGCCCGCUGCAGGGUUAUCGCCUCAAGUUUGGCCGCAAAGACAUGGAUACCUUAACGACCAUGGAGUUCUCAGAGAAGGAAGAUCACUUCACGGCCACAGAUAUUCACAAAGGAGCUUCUUAUGUCUUCAGGCUCUCAGCUAGAAAUAAAGUGGGCUUUGGGGAGGAGAUGGUUAAAGAGAUUUCUGUUCCUGAAGAGGUUCCCAGUGGAUUUCCCCAAAAUCUCCACUCCGAAAGCUCUACUUCUACAUCAGUCCAAUUAACUUGGCAGAUGCCACUCUUGGCAGAAAGAAAUGGCAUUAUCACCAAGUAUACCAUCUUGUACAGAGAUAUCAAUGUUGCUUACCAGCCAGUUGAACUCCCUGUUGUUCCUGCUGAUACCACUAUGACACUUUCUGGCCUAAAACCAGAUACCACUUAUGAUGUAAAAGUACGUGCCCACACAAGCAAAGGGCCGGGUCCAUAUAGUCCAAGUGUCCAGUUCAGGACACUACCCGUGGAUCAAGCAGUGUUUGCAAAAAAUUUUCAUGUUAAAGCAGUAAUGAAGACUUCUGUUUUGCUGUCCUGGGAAAUUCCAGAAAACUACAAUUCAGCUUUGCCUUUCAAAAUCCUUUAUGAUGAUGGGAAAAUGGAGGUUGAUGGACGUGCCACUCAAAAGCUGAUCACAAACUUGAAGCCAGAGACAUCAUAUUCAUUUGUCCUGACAAACAGAGGGAAUAGUGCUGGGGGUCUUCAGCACAGAGUAACCGCAAAGACUGCCCCAGACGUGCUUCGCACAAAGCCAGUCUUCAUUGGGAAGACCAACUUGGAUGGCAUGAUAACUGUGGAACUUCCAGAAGUACCCUCAAAUGAGAAUAUAAAAGGCUACUACAUAGUUAUUGUGCCUUUGAAGAGGUCUCGUGGAAAGUUUAUCAAACCAUGGGAGAGUCCAGAUGAAAUGGAAUUAGAUGAGCUGCUUAAGGAGAUAGCUAGGAAACGCAGAAGCGUUCGUCUUGGGAGGGAAGUUGAAUUAAAGCCAUAUAUUGCAGCUCACUUUGAAGUUCUUCCCACGGAAUUCACAUUGGGGGAUAAGAAGCAUUAUGGUGGAUUUGAGAAUAAGCAACUGCAGAGUGGUCAAGAAUAUGUCUUCUUUGUAUUGGCUGUAAUGGAGCACUCAGAAUCUACCAUGUAUGCAACAAGCCCAUAUUCAGAUCCUGUUGUGUCAAUGGAUCUUGAUCCCCAACCAAUUACAGACGAGGAAGAAGGCUUGAUUUGGGUUGUUGGACCAGUUCUUGCAGUGGUGUUUAUCAUCUGUAUUGUUAUAGCUAUACUUCUUUAUAAAAGUAAACCUGACAGGAAGAGGGCUGAAUCUGAUUCUAGGAAGAGCAGCAUACCCAACAGCAAGGAGGUCCCCUCUCACCAUCCCACAGAUCCAGUGGAGCUGCGACGCCUUAACUUUCAAACUCCGGGUAUGGCCAGUCAUCCCCCAAUACCUAUCUUGGAACUUGCAGAUCACAUUGAAAGAUUGAAAGCAAAUGACAAUUUGAAGUUCUCACAGGAAUAUGAGUCUAUUGAUCCUGGCCAGCAGUUCACAUGGGAACACUCUAACCUGGAAGUAAACAAACCAAAGAAUAGAUAUGCGAAUGUAAUUGCAUACGACCAUUCUCGUGUUCUACUCUCAGCAAUAGAAGGCAUCCCGGGCAGUGACUAUAUCAAUGCCAACUACAUAGAUGGAUACAGGAAGCAGAAUGCUUAUAUCGCAACGCAGGGGGCACUGCCAGAAACCUUUGGCGACUUCUGGAGAAUGAUGUGGGAACAACAAGGUGCAACAGUCGUCAUGAUGACAAAACUAGAGGAGAGGUCCAGGGUGAAGUGUGAUCAAUACUGGCCAAGCAGAGGCACAGAAACUUAUGGACUAAUCCAAGUCACCCUUUUAGACACUGUUGAAUUGGCAACGUACUGUGUUCGUACAUUUGCACUUCACAAGAAUGGCUCAAGUGAGAAAAGGGAAGUGAGGCAAUUCCAGUUCACUGCCUGGCCUGACCAUGGUGUCCCAGAACACCCAACACCAUUCUUGGCUUUCCUGCGACGAGUCAAGACUUGCAACCCACCUGAUGCUGGACCUAUGGUUGUGCAUUGCAGUGCUGGAGUCGGCAGGACUGGCUGUUUCAUUGUGAUAGAUGCCAUGUUGGAGAGAAUAAAGCAUGAAAAGACUGUAGAUAUUUAUGGCCACGUAACUCUAAUGAGAGCACAGAGGAAUUACAUGGUUCAAACUGAGGACCAAUACAUCUUUAUCCAUGAUGCACUGCUGGAAGCAGUGACAUGUGGAAAUACCGAAGUGCCAGCCAGAAACCUGUAUGCAUAUAUCCAGAAGCUGACACAGAUAGAAACAGGCGAGAAUGUCACAGGAAUGGAACUGGAAUUCAAGCGUCUUGCUAGCUCUAAGGCUCACACUUCAAGAUUCAUCAGUGCCAAUCUUCCAUGUAAUAAAUUCAAAAAUCGCCUUGUCAAUAUUAUGCCAUAUGAAUCCACAAGGGUAUGCUUGCAGCCUAUCCGAGGAGUAGAAGGCUCUGAUUAUAUUAAUGCCAGUUUCAUUGAUGGAUACAGACAACAAAAAGCUUACAUAGCUACACAGGGUCCUUUAGCAGAAACAACUGAAGACUUCUGGAGAAUGCUCUGGGAGCAUAACUCUACAAUUGUGGUCAUGCUCACUAAGCUACGAGAAAUGGGCAGAGAAAAAUGCCACCAGUACUGGCCUGCAGAGCGCUCAGCCAGAUACCAGUAUUUUGUGGUAGAUCCAAUGGCAGAGUACAACAUGCCACAGUAUAUUCUGAGGGAAUUCAAGGUUACAGAUGCAAGGGAUGGCCAGUCCCGAACAGUGAGGCAGUUCCAGUUCACUGACUGGCCAGAACAAGGAGUGCCAAAGUCUGGAGAAGGAUUUAUUGACUUCAUUGGCCAAGUGCAUAAAACAAAAGAGCAAUUUGGUCAGGAUGGACCAAUUUCUGUUCAUUGCAGUGCAGGUGUUGGAAGGACUGGAGUAUUCAUAACCCUAAGCAUUGUGCUAGAAAGAAUGAGAUAUGAAGGCGUUGUAGACAUCUUCCAGACUGUCAAAAUGUUAAGGACACAGCGGCCAGCCAUGGUACAGACAGAGGAUCAAUACCAGUUCUGCUAUCGAGCCGCACUGGAGUAUCUGGGCAGCUUUGAUCACUAUGCAACAUAAAAACCCAUUGUGGAUUUUUAUUGCAGGCCCUUUAAGAUCCAGAGAGCCGCUUCUGAGCCAUACAAUGUGCUUUAGAAGUACUUCUUAACUCUUAGCUAAGGAGCAAUUAUUGGGGAUAUAUAAAAUAAAAAAUAAUAAAAAAAGAAACAAAUGAACAAAAUAUUGGGGAUAUAUAAAACAAAAAAACAACAAAAAAAAAACCCCACCCAACAAGAAGUAUUCCAUGUGGACCAAGAAUUCACAGUUUAAUAACCUAACCAUAAUAAAAGAAUCCUGACCACUGAGGCGUCUGAAGGAUCUCAUUUACAGAUACCUCAAGGGUUCGACAUUGGUUGAAGUUAAAGGGAAGAGGAAACUUAAUCAGAAAGAGUGAUCAUCUUAUUCAGGAUUACAUGAUUUUGCAAAGAAGAGUUUUGAGAACUGCAGUUCAGUGCAAGAUGUUUGUUGCAAGGUUGGGUUCUGGCUUCUCAAACAAAGCGGACUCUUUACUUCAACAUCACCGUUUCCCAUCAUACUGCUCAUCAUAACACUUAAGGGAAAAUGUGGGAAUGUUUAAAAAGAAAGUCCUUGAUUUAGUUUUUUAGUAUUGUAAAGAUACUGCUGACCUGUGCUUCAUUUUUAACUGUGUAAACUUUUUCCUUUUUUUAACAAGAGUGUAUCAUUCGAUGAAGUGAAUUAAAGAAAAGGUUGCAUAACUGUUAAUAUUUUUGUUUAAAAAUGUAGAUUUUUUUUAAGCUGUAGAACUGUUAUCUGUAAUAUUGUGCUGUAGAAAUGUUAGAUACUUUGAAAAUUUGCACAUUUUUGUGCAGUCCUACAGUACCACAGUCUUGUUAGAUAUGAAUUCUGUAGUUUUAUU